Molecule: messenger RNA, 3652 nt
Organism: Pecten maximus
Lineage: Eukaryota; Metazoa; Mollusca; Bivalvia; Pectinida; Pectinidae
Exons: 12
Coding region: 34-1998 (654 amino acids)
Source: RefSeq, a predicted model, not a curated record
GAGGGAGACUUCACGGAGUCCCCUGGUAGAGAUAUGGUGUCCCUCAGUGGAAAAGGGGCCAAAUAUAAUCCAUGGAAACCUUUGGUUACCAUGGUGAAAGAAAUUGGCAAUGAUGUCCAUUUCUUGCCUGUGUUAUGGAGAGUUCAGCUUCAGCAUUUGAAAAUUUCUACUGGGGUAGGCUUUGAGAGUGACAUUUGUACCAAAACGCUUGACCUCCACUUUGAUAGUAAUGGGUAUUUGACUGGAAACAUGCAGAUGUUGUUGCCUCCUAUCCGAAGGAUCCGCCUCAACCCCUACACAGGAGCCUUGCAGUUUGACCAACACAAUAGUCCAACCAAAGUUUUGACGACGUGGAAUAGUAAUAGUUCUGUUAAAUCCAUCGCAGCAGGUACAUUUGUGAUACCGACAAUGUUGGAGAUGUACAACAAAGAUGGCAUCAAAGUGCACUUCAUGCUGGGACGAAAAGCAAGGAAUAUGACUAAUAUAGAUUUAAAUUUCCUUGAUAUGGCAACUCUGAUCUGGACCGGUCCUAAUGGAGAGAAAGCUCGAUUGAACAUCUACAAGUUGUUUAGGGAGCAUUGCAUCAAGGAUAUCGAGAAAAAAUUGAAACUUAAUCAAGCACCAAAGUCAGCAAAAGAUUUUACAAAAGAGGAUGGGAAAAAGUUUCUCAGUUUAUGUGUAGAGAGGCAGCGUGUGGUUGAUUAUGAUUGGAUAACUUCUCAAGUAUACCACCUGGCUGAUCUCAGAACACAACACCAAAGACAAGAAAAAGAAAGAGAAGAAAGGUUAAGGAAAAAGUAUGAACCAAAGAAAGGAAAGAAAGCUAAACCGGUGGAAUUCCAGUAUGAAACAUAUGUAAAACCACCUGUUUUAAAACUGGAGUAUAAUGCCCAUCCAGAGGAGUACCGCCUUCAACUUACCUACAUUUGUGUUGUGGGGGAUACCCUGACUUUUAUAACACAGCAGUGUAACACACGGUCACUAUACUUGUGGGUCGUUGAUCUGACAUCCAAGGAUGCAUUUCUUGCCUACAAGUCACCUAGUUUGUACAAAGUAUCCUGUUUUACCCAACUGCCUGUACGCAAUAAAGUUUGCCACACCAUCCCGGGAGCAAAAGUCCUGCUCAGUCAAAUAAAUUCUGCACAAGUUGAAGUCAUAGAUAUCACAAAGAAAGAGGAAUCCAUAAGUAGUGAACAUGUACGAUGUUAUCAACAAGAUAUGUCGUCGUGUUCUGAUAUCACACGGAUGUUUCUGUUCGGCAGUCAGCUAUUUGGUGUCUCCUUCAACAACAGGAUUUGGAGCUGGAAUAGAACAAGUGGGCAAAUGGAGGUAGCUGAUGAAUUUAAACGUGUGCGUGACCUUGACCUCAUAGGUGUUGUCCUGGUGGUCAGUACAGAUUUCGGGAUAAAGUUUUGUAGUGUACCUCGUGACAGUGACCAUGUGUUUGAUUCACUUCCAAUAAUGAUAUCUGCUGAAUUCAAAGGGACCCCGCUGACUUUGAAUGAUGAAGGUACGCUGAUCUGUAAGAGUAGAGAAAGAAUCAAAGUUACCGGUACCCAGAGAGAAUUCCGGGAUGGAAAGGAAGUGUACAGGGCGGCGGUUUCCCUUGACAACAUAACAGUUAUAAUGUUGGUACCCACAGACGUGUACGGACCAAGGGAAAGUCUGACUCCUAUAGAGAUCCUCAUGGCCGUUACCCUGCCCGGUUAUGGUACAGAGACAUGCUUCAUUAGUCAGCAAAGUGGGAUGAUCCUGGGAUGGACACAACACAAAGAAAACCCAAAAGACUACCGAGAACACCUGUUUCAGGUGGACUACGAGGCCAGACUGAGAGGAGUGCUGCCUUUCCUUGGCUAUGGGCCACGCUGCUUUUUACCUGUGUACCUGCCAGGUGACAAGGACAUACAGUCCAAACACCCAGGACACGGACAGCCAGGGUGGUACGUGUUCAUGAGGGACGGACAUGAGGGCAUCAUAGGGAUCAAGCUUGUCGGAUAGUAGGAUAUUUUCAGGGACAUUGGAGAGUUACUGUCAUUCAUAUCUAAGUAAUUAUAAACAUGAACUUAAGAUAAUGAACCUAGCUAUCACUGAGAAAUUUCUGUAGUGUUUACAUGCAUGAUUAUGUUUAAAGUGAAGCCAAUGGACUGGUCAGUGCACUUUUCACUCCAGUGUACAUACAAAGCUGGUCAUUUGUCCGACAACGAUGACAGAGUUUUGAUUCCAGUAACAUUACUGGUUGAACUCUGAUAGAUAUUAGAAUUGAAUUACAUGUAUUACUUAACAACCCGAAGGAAAUGUUUUGUGAUCUAUAUAGUAUAGUGUACCAGAGACCUAUAAUAGAAUUGUAGAUAUAGUUAAAUACAUGUAGGUCUGUGAAUGUACACAAUUUUGGCACACUAAAAUGUAAGCACAUUGAUCUGAAGUUAAACAGAUCAGCACAUUUAUGAAUUGGUCCACCCUCAGUUCUAUUGGCGGUAACCAAUAUAGUAAUAAAGUAACUGCUAUUAACCCAGUUAUAGCGGACAGCUUUCAGUGUGAAGAAAGCUGAAAUAGAAUACUGCUACAAUAUAGGCAUUUUAUAAAGUAUUUUAUUAGCUCACCUGGCCCCAAGAUGAACUUAUGUCUAUAUGGCACAGCAUCUGUUGUCCCUCAUCCGUCAAUAAUUCCUUUAAAAUCGCUUCUAGUCUCAAACACCUGAAUGGAUUUUGAUAAAAUUUGGUCUCCAGGAUUAUUGGGCAAAGGAGAUCCAAUUUUGUAUAAACAAAUUGUGUGGCUCCUGUAUGGCUGGAGGGGCCAGAGGGGCCAGAGGGGCCAGAGGGACCCGGCCCAAUAAGGGGAAAUAUAGCAAAAAGCUUAAAAAGCCCCCUUCUUCCUGUAGUAUGACAGGUGUCCCAGGCUCGGUUAUAACAGGGAUGUUAAGCCCCAUCAAUCAAUCAAAAUCUGACAGGAUUUGGUCCACCAUUUGAUUUAAACAGUGUUGGGAGAGACAGCUCAAAAAGUAUAAUAUCCAGGUUGGCAAUGCAGAUCUUCUGGGCCUUUCGUUAAACCUUCCUUUUGCGAGUUUUGGACGAGUUGCCAAAUUAAAUCACUGGAUUUUUCACUUUUGAGAAAAUUAACAAAUAUUAUUCCAAUUUUGUAAGUAAUAAUUUUUUUUAUAGCAGCUUAAAAGUUUUUUUAUUGUUUGGUUUAUUUUGCUUUUAUUUAAUGUUACACAUAAAUAUUUUGAAAUAUCCAUUUUACAUGACAUUGUUGCAAACUCAACCAUUUUCCCUGAGUUGACCCAUUUUUUUAGCUUGUCUCUUCGAAGAAGAGUGAGAGCUUGUGUCGUCACUCCGGCGUCGGCGUUGGUUUUUCAAAUGUUAAAUUUUUGGAGCAAGUGUUGAAAGGUAUUAAUACAUCACUUUAUAAUUGUACUAGGGUGCUGAUAAUUGGUAAUAGAGUCCCUCUGGGGUUAAACUAUCCCCUGCCGGAUUUAAACUAAAAGAAUUUUUUGGUAAAAAACCAGAAUUUUCAAAUUUUUGGACUCAGAAUAUUUCUGCAUUAAGUUUUUCGUGCAAGUGUUGAAAGGUAUUAAUACAUCACUUUAUAAUUGUACUAGGGUGCUUAUAUUUGGUAAAAGAGUCCCUAUGGAGUUACACUAUCCCUUCUUGGG